CUGGCUCUCUCCUUCUCUAUCUCCCCUCCCCUCUCAAUUUCCCUCUGUCUCUAUUGAAUAAUAUAUAUUUUCAAAUAAAGGGGCUGAUGUUUACUAACUGGAAACUCCUACAAGAAUCAAAUAAAUUUUCAAAAGCAGGGGAAAGCCCCAAAGCCCUGUGUUCAAGGGAGAUAGCAUAUGGAUGGCUGAGGGUGAGAGUUUCUACAUAGAGUUUAGGGAGAUAUGAAUGUGAACCCAUCAGAUGACUACAGUCUUGCAAAACAUCAUUCCUGGGGGCCAAGCGGUAGCACAGCAGGUUAAGCGCACAUGGUAUGAAGCACAAGGACCAGGUUAAGGAUCCAGGUUUGAGCUGCAGGCUCCCCACCUGCAGGGGACUCCCUUCACAGGCAGUGAAGCAGGUCUACCGGUAUCUCUCUUUCUUUCUUUCCCCCUCUGGAUUCCCUUCCUCUCUGGAUUUCUCUCUGUCCUAUUUAAAAACAGCCACUAUAACAACUACAUCAAUGGGCAAAAUGGCCUCCAGGAACAAUGAAUUCAUAGUGCAGGCACCAAGUCCAGCAAUAACCUUGGGGGCAAAAAAAAAAAAAAAUCCUCAGCAUAAACAACAAUUUCCUCCAAUUAAUUGUCAUUCUUAUGAAUGGUGGUUUCAGUGUUUUCAUAGGUCACUGUCCAUUAUGAUUUACUGAGGUAAAUGUAACCUAGAAAAAAAUGGUAAAUGUAAAAGCAUCACUGAGAAUCCCCUCAGGUGCUUUACCUGGACUCACCAUUUCAUGGUCUUUUCCCACCCUCAAGGAGCCUGUCCAUCUGGAGCAGAUGACUUCAGAGACCUCAAGGCAGCGGGUCUCCAAUCCCAAGCAGCAGAGAAGGAGCCAGCAGGGGAGAGGUGUCAUUGCUGAUGGGAGAGGCUCCUGGAUGGGAUUCCGGGGCAUCACCAGGAACUCCCAGCCCCUGGGAACCCUGUUGGAUGAGCAGACCUUCUCCUUCAUGUAUCAGCAAGAAGCCACCUGGCAGCAGUCCCUGUUCAUGCAGAUGCGCGUGGCUCCGGUGAUACUGCGGGGCCCAUCCAUGCUGGCCCUGAGCUCAGCUCAGUGCCCCCCAUCUGUGCGGGUCCCUAGGGGCCGGGGAGCCUGCAGUAGACCACAGGAUAGCAGCAGCACGGUCCUGCAUUGUUCCAGUUACAGCAUCUUCACUGGAGUGACUGGCCCCAUAAUAUGUGUUCUUGCACAGCAUGAGAUGUGUCUGACUUCUAAGGAAAAUGAGACGCCAGACACAGUGAUGGGGCACCAACAAGACUGUGGACAGGAAAUGGGUGAGCUGCCAACCACUGAGCUGCUGUCCCAGAGACCACAAGACUCCACUUCUGUCUUCAUCAUCACAGAGCCCUAUGAUCUGGAGCAGACCUCUGAGGAGACCCCAGGUGCUGAGAUGAGUCAUCACCUGUUCAUUUGCUUGUUCAGAAACUUGUCUCUUGUUGGUCACCACCACAUCCACAUCAACCUCUGUUCUCAUUUGCUUGUACAGACACAUUAUGAUGUGAGGGCGUGUGUUUUCAGACACAAUGGGAAUAAUAUUGUCAUCUGUUAGGUAAGAUUUGGCCCAAGAGACAUUGUUAUAAGGAUACUAGGAUGCUUUCGAGGCAGAAGGCACUACAGAAGUACAUAGGGGACAUGAACAAGGAGUUCAUGCAUCACCAGACUCUGGAUCAGUGCUUGCAGCAUCCUUCUGUGCAUGAAGGGGACUGGAGGUCUGUGAAGUGGAGGCAUGCCCAGUUGGCACUACUGGUAGCCAUCUUCCAGGAAAUCCAAGAGGCUGAGUGAGCUAUAGAGGAGCUAGCCUCGAUGUGUGCAGGUAAAUGAAAUGUGUUGGUUUUCUAAACUGAACAGCUUUGCUGGAUUCAGUCUUUUAAGGACCUGAUAAGUCAUAAGCUGUAUACUUGGAAAAGACAGGACUCAACUCUUAAUUGUUUUAAGUAUUCCAACUACUAGAAAUCUAUCACUAGAGUCCAAGGUUUUGUAAUGCUUGGGUUUAUUGUACAGACGUUUGUUGAGCUUGGUCCUACAUGUCACCACCUACAGUGGUACCAGUUAGAGGGUUUAAAUAAUCUAGGCAUUGUUCAAUCAGCUCCCCCAAAGCACUCUGACCUCAUUGUCUUCAGUCUCCUUCAAUAUGGUUACCCUCCUCAGUUUUCUCUUUUUAAAUAAUUAUUUAGUGAGAGAGCAUGCACACUGGUUAGCUCUGGUUUGUGAUGUUGGGGUUUGAGCCUAGGAUCUUGGAGCCUCAGGUAUGGAUGUCUUUUUGUAUAUCCAAUAUGCUUUCUCCACAAUCCCCCUGUGCUCUGUUCUGGUCCUUAACCUCCUCCCCUUCUCCUUUAACAAGAGCGCCAUAUUUUGUAAUUUUUAUACCUCAUGUGGUAGUGAAAAUAGGCUUUAUCAUAGACUUUAGCAUUUUGUGGUUGUAUCAAUAUCAAGAAAUUACAUGACGUUGGAUUUUAUACUUCGGUAAAUAGAACACAAAGCACUUUUAUUUGAUUGUAAACGACAGAGUUCUAGAACAAUAGUUUGCUUUUUUAUUCUAGGACAGUGGUGCUCUCGUUUGUGGUGAUGCCAGGGAUUGAACCUGGGGCCAAGGAACUUCAGGCAUGAAAGUCUUACUUAACCAUAUGCUAUCUCCUACUGAUGUUUGCCAUAUAUACAUAAGUAGAGAAAAUCCCAAUUAAUUUCAAAACUUAACUUAUUUGGGUUGAUAUUUAUUUAGGCACCUCCUUUCUCAAUGUGUUGAUUAAUUACCAGUUUCUGUAAUUACUUACAGACAUUUAAAUCAUAACCUUUUGGGGGUUAAGAUUAUUUUUUUUCAUACAAGAGGACAUACUUAUUAAUUGAAAAUUUUAAUGAUUCUAACUGUUCUUUAGUGUAAUGAUACUUUUUGCUUAUAACUGAAAGUAUAAUGGCAAACAUUUUUUCUUCUUUUAUAUUAUUAUUAUUUCUUUUUUUUAUUGGGGAAUUAAUGUUACA
Erinaceus europaeus (western European hedgehog) is the source of this 3008-nucleotide messenger RNA. RefSeq lists its product as uncharacterized. The record is from RefSeq and is a predicted model, not a curated record. NCBI's taxonomy places the organism in Eukaryota, Metazoa, Chordata, Mammalia, Eulipotyphla, Erinaceidae. The transcript is spliced from 5 exons. Bases 706 to 1581 code for a protein of 291 amino acids.